GUGGGUUGUCAGUGGGUGCGACUGGAGCAAAGGAGAUAUAAACAUUUUGCAAAACAAACUCCUGGGGGUCUGCCUAGUUUUGGGGAGGGACAAAAUGCGAGGGAACAGGAGGACUCAACAGAAAAUAGUCCACAUGGAGAGGGCAUUUGGAAUAGUUGAAUGAAUGGUAUAUGGGCAAGUUUGAAAGUUGACAGACGAAUUGAGCAAUGCGUGUUUUGCAAGUUAUUAUUUUAAAAUAUUGAUUUAGUUGGUUUUAGGGUAACGUAUGAUGUAACGUGGCUAGUCAGCUACAGUAGUUGAAGACUUUGAACAGAACACGAUACAGUGGGACAGUGAGCGCUUUAGCUCGCAACACCUCAGUGAACUGCCAGCUUUGCUUAGACUAGCAAGAACACUUCUCUUUCAGUUUAUCUUUACUCUUCUUUACGCUGUCGUCGAAUUUGUCUUACAUUUCACAGAUAAGCUUGUUGCUAACGGUUUGAUUCCUGUCAAGUUUAACUUGUGGUUGUUGGACAUGGUUUUCAAUAACAGCUAGCUAGCUAAAGUUAGUCAGCCAUCAUUAAUUUGUAUUUUUCAACGUUGGACGGACUGAAUGUUCACCUGUGGGAUACUUAACGUUACUGUCAGUAAACAGCAACAAGACAACAUCAACGUUGUAUUUUAAACACGAGACAACAUGCAAAAGUUCAACUCGACACACACCAGUACUCUUCCUCGGGACGCUGAGCUUCAGCAGCGUUUAGCCGACAACGGGGGAGCCGGGGAGGCGAUGAAGGAAAACGGCGCUGGGAAGAAUCACAUCCUUGCAGAACCUGCAGACAGUUCACUCUGUACCAAGAGAAAGAUGCUGGUCGGCUUGGAUGUUUUCUGUCUGUUUGUAGCCUCCAUCCCGUUCUUUGCGUGUGAGUUGAAGGCGGUGACUCCGUACCGGAGGGGUUUCUUCUGUGGGGACCAGAGCAUCACCUACCCCUACCUGGAGAGAGAGGCCAUCCCUGACGCACUGCUCAUCGCUGGGGGCAUCGUCAUCACUGGCCUCACGAUUGCGCUGGGCGAGUGUUACCGGGUCCGAUUUCGUGAGGUGCAAUCACGGGCCUUCGUGCACAACCUCUACGUGUCCUGCCUCUAUAAGGAGCUGGGAAGCUUCCUGUUCGGCUGCUGCGUGGGCCAAUCAUUGACCAACAUGGCCAAGCUGAGUGUGGGGCGCCUGCGACCUAACUUUCUGUCGGUGUGCAACGUGACAUACGCCUCGCUCAACUGCGUCCCCGGCUCCUACGUGGCCCAGGUCACCUGCAGGCAGCCCAAACACAAGAUGGUGGAGGAGGCCAGGAAGUCCUUUUUCUCUGGCCAUUCCUCCUUUGCCAUGUACACCAUGCUCUACCUGGCGUUCUACCUGCAGGCGCGGUUGUCAUGGCGAGGGGCUCGUCUGCUGCGCCCGCUGCUGCAGUUCCUGCUGGUGAUGAUAGCCGUGUACACCGGGCUGAGCCGCAUCUCUGACUACCGCCACCACCCCACCGACGUGAUCACCGGCUUCAUCCAGGGAGGCCUCACCGCCUACUGGGUGGCCUUCUAUAUUUCCUCCAUGUUUAAGAACAACCGUCCAGACCUGCCUCCCACCAGCAUGUCUCUGGAGAGCCCCCUGUCUAGCCAACAGACCGUCUGCUAGCACCACCUGCCCCAACACACCCCUCCUCACUUACCUGGACGGAUGGGAGAAAAGACAGAAAGAGAGAGAGAGGGAGAGACAGUCAGAUAGCAGAGGUGAGCAGCACAGGGAGGGAGACAAGGUGUGUGAAAAGGAAGGGGGAUGAGAUAAGAGGUAGAGCAGGUAAAGAGUGUUCUAGCAAGUACACACAUGUUCUGAUGAAUACGUCAAGACACGCACGCACACGUAGUGUCACCCCUCUCUCUCACUAACACACACACACACACACACCAAAUCACUGUAGAGUACAACCCGUCCACAUGGAGAUAUGCAUAGUAAUUUUACAGAUAUUUUGUAUAUGAAAAACGACAAAUGUUUCUAUUUUUCAAAUGAGAGUCGUAGAUGAAGCUGCUAAUGAUAAUGAUUUUUUUCCUGUUCUAAGUAGAAAAUGUUUUAUAUGUGAUGGUGGUUAGUGGGCAGUGCAUUAGGUUAGCUCUCACAAACACACGGUCAGUCAGUGUCUCUAAAUCAUCUUCAUUGGUCAUUUGACCAGCCUGGAUGAUGACAUCAUCAGCUGGACUCCACUUCUUCAGCUUGACGUCCCCUGACUCUAAUUCUGCGGAUGUCUCAUUGACGUCCCCUGACUCUAAUUCUGUGGAUGUCUCAUUGACGCCCCCUGACUCUAAUUCUGUGGAUGCCUCUCCAUCCUUCACCCUCUAACUACACAGCAACUAAUAGAGGAUGUCAUGGACAAAGACAAAAGAGAACACUUUGUAUUAAACCAAGUAUCUUAACUUCAGUUACCCAGGAGUGAUAGGGUGGAAAUCUGCUUUGCCCAGGUUACGUCCCCUCCCCUUCACUCCCACGCUUUUCCAUGUCUGUACUCUGUACUAACCACUUAUUACUCUGUCUCAGAGGCGGAGCUAUGACUGAACCCUGUAACCUUUGACCUAUUACCCUGACCUCUGAGCUGCACCUUGAGUUAUGCCACUCUCACAGGGGAGCCAAAAUGGCUGCCUCGUGUUGCCUAUGGCAGAGGUCCCCUGUAUAUUCCUAUUAAUAGCACUUGAACUACAUAAUGGAACCUACUCUGAUAGUAUAAUUGAUAUUAUAUAUAUUUUAUCUCAAGUUUGAAUAAUCAGUGUUUUAUUUCUCUUAAUAUGUCACUCUCAUACGGUAUAUGUUUUAGUUUUUUUCCAAAUGAUAAUUAUUCAAAUUGAAUGUAAAUAGAUAUGUCUUUUUUAUAAACCACACAGAAUUUCAAAAGUAUUAUUAGUGCCAUUUUUGGACAGUUUUUUUUCACGUUUAUGUGUUAUGUGUCUGUGUUGUUGAUCAGGUACGCAGAGUUGUUGUUAUUGUCAUAGCGACUAGACUGAGCCAGAGCUAUUAUCAGAAAGCUAUUUCGUGUUUCCAGUUUUGUGUUUUUUGUUUUCUCUGUGAAUGCCAGAAUGGCUGAACAUAACCACUGUACUCAAAAAACCAAACCAAUAAAAUGAAUGUUGAAUCUUUUGA
Molecule: messenger RNA, 3154 nt
Organism: Oncorhynchus mykiss (rainbow trout)
Lineage: Eukaryota; Metazoa; Chordata; Actinopteri; Salmoniformes; Salmonidae
Gene: ppap2d
Product: phosphatidic acid phosphatase type 2D
Biological process (GO): phospholipid metabolic process; phospholipid dephosphorylation; signal transduction
Cellular component (GO): plasma membrane
Molecular function (GO): phosphatidate phosphatase activity
Source: RefSeq, a predicted model, not a curated record